AUGGCGAGUUUGUGCAAAUACGAAAUGCUAGUAAAAAAUACUCUGAAAUUAUGGAAUUACACAAUUGCUAUUCUCUCGAAAAUGUUCUCUCGUUGCAUUCAGAAUGCAGUGUCUCUGUCCCUUAUGAAAGGAGGAGGCAUUCGGUUGAUGUCCUCUCAAGCAAAAACGUUGUUUGAAAAAAUAGCAGACAAAACCAUUCCUUCUUCCAUUAUUUUUGAAGAUGAUAAGUGUUGCGCGUUUCGUGAUGUAAAUCCAGCGGCACCCGUUCAUUUCCUGGUCGUCCCCAAGAAGUGUGAUAAUCUGACACAGUUGAGAUUUAUGCGUGAUGAUCAGGAAGAAUUGGUUGGUCACCUUAUUCAUGUUGCAUCGAAAUUGGCGAUCCGAGAAGGUUUGGAAAAUGGAUAUCGGAUUGUUGUAAACGAUGGCAAAGAUGCAUUGCAAUCCGUGUUUCACCUGCAUGUCCACGUCCUUGGUGGAAAGAAGUGUAUUUGGCCUCCUGUAUAG
Molecule: messenger RNA, 504 nt
Organism: Blastocystis hominis
Lineage: Eukaryota; Bigyra; Opalinata; Blastocystidae
Exons: 4
Coding region: 1-504 (167 amino acids)
Cellular component (GO): mitochondrion; cytoplasm
Molecular function (GO): hydrolase activity
Source: RefSeq, a predicted model, not a curated record